This is a messenger RNA of Rhinolophus ferrumequinum (greater horseshoe bat), 6677 nucleotides long. RefSeq names its product sorbin and SH3 domain containing 2 (gene SORBS2). The transcript has 26 exons. The record is from RefSeq and is a predicted model, not a curated record. Gene Ontology annotation, biological process: Notch signaling pathway. Lineage: Eukaryota; Metazoa; Chordata; Mammalia; Chiroptera; Rhinolophidae. The coding region runs from base 733 to 4629 and encodes 1298 amino acids. Gene Ontology annotation, molecular function: protein binding. Gene Ontology annotation, cellular component: neuronal cell body; synapse; dendrite.
UUACUUAUGGAAAACAGUGUAGCAUAUUCUGCUGAGCUUUACCCUGGAAGAAGCAUUUUUUAAAAAUUUAUUCAAAGAGGAAAGGAGGGAUGGGCCUGUUAGUCUACAAUUAUUACAGCCAAGUGUGCUUGCAAGCUGCCAUUUGGACAGGCUGUUGACUGCUGUUCCUAUUAGCUGAUUUGAGAAAGUGGAAUGCAGGGCGAUAAUGCUGCAUAUCUGCUAUCAGACAGCAGAAAGGUUUUUGUCUUGGGAAGGCAAACCUUCCCUGCAAUAUUACCUCAGCAGCUCUCUAGCUUCUUACCCUGAAAACUAGUGACCCAAAAAGGAGGGUGUUACCGUCUGCAAACACGGGUCUUGUGCAUGGCUAUUGCAUAUGAGCAGCAGGUCUGAAGAAGCAGGUGUGUGCUCGGAUGGGCACUGGACUGUAACCCAGGCGGACGCUCUCAGGUUUACCUGCUUCCUGUUAACAGAUUGUUGGCUCAGAGAGCAUCUGCCUGCACGCUGAGGCCGUGGCUGAGAAGGAGGUCCCUGUGUAUCCCCGGGACUGACAGAGACACUUGGAUUGGAUUUAAUCUUAAAUCACUGGAGUUCAAGACCUUUUAAAAAGGGCUAAAUAAACAAUCUCUACAUGUAAAGGCCACUGACUUCUACUUCCUCUGUUCAGAGCAACUGUUGAACCCAGCUGCCCGGAGGAAAACUGAAGACUUUAAUAACAAACCCUCCAAGGUCAAAAUGAAUACAGAUAGCGGUGGGUGUGCUCGCAAACGUGCUGCCAUGUCUGUUACAUUAACAUCUGUGAAGAGAGUUCAGAGUUCUCCAAACCUAUUGACUGCAGGACGUGAUUCUCACUCACCAGACUCAGCUUGGAGGUCUUACUAUGAUCGAAAUCAAGACACACUGAAUGGAGAUGCUACAUAUUCCUCUCUUGCAGCAAAAGGCUUUAGAAGCGUUCGACCAAGCCUACAAGAAAAAAAAUCACCAACUCAGAGCCAGAUAACCGUGAAUGGAAACUCUGGAGGUGCUGUGAGUCCAAUGAGUUACUAUCAAAGGCCGUUUUCCCCUUCAGCCUACUCUCUGCCAGGCUCCCUCAAUUCAAGCAUUAUCAUGCAGCAUGGCCGGUCACUUGAUUCCACAGAGACAUAUCCCCAGCACGCACAAUCCCUGGAUGGCUCUAUACCGCUGUACAGAUCCUCAGAGGAAGAGAAGAGAGUGACAGUCAUCAAAGCCCCACAUUACCCAGGGAUCGGGCCUGUGGACGAAUCCGGAAUCCCCACGGCCAUUAGAACGACAGUUGACAGACCGAAGGACUGGUACAAGACAAUGUUUAAGCAAAUUCACAUGGUGCACAAGCCGGAUGAUGACACAGACAUGUAUAAUACUCCUUAUACAUAUAAUGCAGGCUUGUACAACUCACCCUACAGCACGCAGUCACAUCCUGCUGCAAAGACUCAGACCUACAGGCCCCUCUCCAAAAGCCACUCGGACAAUGGCACCGAUGUCUUCAAGGACGCCUCCUCCCCCGCACCUCCCCCACACGUUCCUCCUCCAGUCCCACCACUUCGACCAAGAGAUCGGUCUUCAACAGAAAAGCAUGACUGGGAUCCUCCAGACCGAAAAGUGGACACAAGAAAAUUUCGUUCUGAGCCCAGGAGUAUUUUUGAAUAUGAACCUGGGAAGUCAUCGAUUCUGCAGCAUGAAAGACCACCCCCUCUCCCAACAACUCUGACACCUGUUCCAAGGGAACCUGGCCGGAAGCCUAUUUCUAUUUCACCAUAUGGAGAAGUCACUGGUACCCCCUCCCCUCCACCCAGGAGUGGCAUCCCCACACCAAGCCCAAGCACCCCGGCUCUCUCUCCCAUCUGGACUGAUCGCAUACAUCCAGAUGACAUAGAUUUAGAAAAUGAGCCCUGGUAUAAAUUCUUUUCAGAACUGGAAUUUGGACGCCCGCCUCCUAAAAAGGCUCUGGACUAUGUUCAAGAUCAUUCUUCUGGUGUUUCCAAUGAGGCCUCCUUGUAUCAAUCCUCUAUAGACAGAAGCCUGGAAAGACCUGGCAGUUCUGCAAGCCUGGCCAGUGACUUUAGGAAAAGAAGGAAGAGCGAGCCUGCUGUGGGGCAGCCGAGGGGUUUGGGGGACCCAAGUGUAAGCAGGACCAGCCCAGGCCGAGCAGACCUCCCUGGAUCAAGCUCCACCCUGACAAAGUCUUUCGUUAGUUCUUCUCCUUCUUCUCCAUCCAGAGCAAAAGGUGGGGAUAGCAAAAUGUGUCCACCCCUUUGCAGUUGCUCAGGGCUCAACAGUAACCCCUCCAAUGAGUUAGAUUCCUGUAAUACUUACAGACAGCAUUUGGACGUCCCGCAUGACUCACAGAGGGCCAUUACUUUCAAAAACGGCUGGCAAAUGGCCCGGCAAAAUGCAGAGGUCUGGAGCAGCACUGAAGAAAUGGUUUCCCCCAAAAUCAAAUCCCGUAGUUGUGAUGACCUCCUAAACGAUGACUGUGAUAGCUUCCCUGACCCGAAAACCAAGUCAGAAAGUAUGGGCUCUCUGUUAUGCGAAGAGGACUCCAAGGAAAGCUGCCCCACACCGUGGGCUUCCACAUUCAUGCAGGAGGGCCGCGGUAAUGGCAGAUCAAGGCUUCGGCACAGGGCAGCCCACGACGCCCCAGGAUUCCUAAAAAUGUACAAGAAAAUGCACCGCAUUAACCGCAAAGAUUUGAUGAAUCCAGAGGUGAUUUGUUCCGUCAAGUCGAGAAUAAUGCAGUAUGAAAAGGAGCAGCAACACAAAGGCCUGCUCCAGGGAUGGAGCCAGUCCUCCACGGAGGAGGUGCCCAGGGACAUGGUACCCACCCGCAUUUCUGAAUUUGAAAAGUUGAUUCAAAAGUCAAAAUCCAUGCCAAAUUUAGGAGAUGAAAUGUUAUCGCCUGUAAUCCCAGAACCACAACACAAUGGUUUAUGCCCCAAAAGGCGAUUUUCCAUUGAGUCUCUGCUGGAGGAAGAAAAUCAGAGUAGACACCCUUCUCAGGUACAACGAAGCUACAAGUCUAAAACCCUGGUGCCCAUUCAUAUUGAAGUUACCAGUGAGGAGCAACCGAGAACGCAUAUGGAGUUUUCUGAUAGCGACCAAGAUGGAGUGGUGUCCGACCACAGUGAUUACAUUCACGUGGAAGGAUCAUCCUUUUGCAGUGAGAGUGAUUUUGAUCACUUUUCUUUCACAUCCUCUGAGAGUUUUUAUGGAUCCAGCCACCAUCACCACCACCAUCACCACCACCAUCACCGGCACCUCAUCAGCUCCUGCAAAGGCAGAUGCCCAGCCUCUUAUACUCGAUUUACCACAAUGUUGAAACACGAGAGAGCUAAACAUGAAAAUACUGAAGAGCCCAGAAGACAAGAAAUGGACCCUGGACUUUCUAAACUUGCAUUUCUAGUCAGUCCUGUGCCUUUCCGGAGGAAAAAAAAUUCAACUCCCAAAAAACAGACUGAAAAGGCAAAAUGUAAAACGUCUGUAUUUGAGGCUCUGGACUCUGCCCUUAAAGACAUCUGUGACCAAAUUAAAGCAGAAAAGAGAAGGGGAAGUUUGCCAGACAACAGUAUAUUGCACCGUCUUAUCAGUGAACUGCUGCCCGAUAUUCCUGAAAGGAAUUCAUCACUUAAAGCUCUAAAAAGGAGCCCCAUGCACCAGCCUUUCCACCCACUGCCUCAAGAUGGUGCUAUUCAUUGUCCAUUGUACCCGAACGAUUGUGGGAGAGUGCCCCACAGUGCCUCUUUCCAAGACAUGGACACCAAUAACAACAACUACCACCACCAAGACCACGAGCGUGCACUGAAUCUCCAAGACCGUGAAUCCCCUAGAAGUUACUCAUCCACUUUAACUGACUUGGGGAGAAGUGCACCAAGGGAAAGAAGAGGAACUCCAGAAAAAGAGAAAUUUCCUGCAAAGGCUGUUUACGAUUUUAAGGCUCAGACAUCUAAGGAGUUGUCAUUUAAGAAAGGAGAUACUGUCUACAUCCUCAGGAAAAUUGAUCAGAAUUGGUACGAGGGAGAGUACCGUGGCAGAGUGGGCAUUUUCCCAAUUUCAUACGUAGAGAAACUCACACCUCCAGAAAAAUCACAGCCCGCGAGACCACCUCCCCCAGCCCAGCCUGGAGAAAUCGGAGAAGCUAUAGCCAAAUAUAAUUUCAAUGCUGACACAAAUGUGGAGCUAUCGCUGAGAAAGGGAGAUAGAGUUAUUCUUCUCAAAAGAGUUGAUCAAAACUGGUAUGAAGGUAAAAUUUCGGGAACCAACAGACAAGGCAUCUUCCCUGUUUCCUAUGUAGAAGUUGUCAAGAGGAAUACAACCAAAGGGGCCGAGGAUUACCCUGACCCUCCAAUACCCCACAGCUAUUCAAGUGAUAGAAUUCACAGCUUAAGUUCAAAUAAGCCACAGCGUCCUGUGUUUACUCAUGAAAACAUUCAAGGUGUGGGGGAACCGUUUCAGGCUCUGUAUAACUAUACUCCUAGGAAUGAAGAUGAGCUGGAGCUCAGAGAAAGUGAUGUCAUUGAUGUGAUGGAAAAAUGUGAUGAUGGAUGGUUUGUCGGAACCUCAAGAAGAACCAAAUUCUUUGGUACUUUUCCCGGAAACUAUGUCAAGAGGCUGUGAAUCACUCUCCCUCCUAUUUAUGCUGCAUUUCAGCACCAUAUCAGCAUAGCCUCGCCUGAAAGAUCCCCGCAGGCCUCCCUCUGUCAUGCCUUAUGGUUUCCAAUAGAAGUCACCCACCAUCACCAUCUCCACCUGCCACCAGACCACCAGCAAAGUAACUGCCACCGCGCCUUGGGGAGAUUGGCAGACUUAUUUCCGUAUGAACGUGCAUAUUCCUACUUUCUGUUCUAAACUGAAAAGUCUAUAUGUUGGGAUGAGGAAGAAAAUUCAUUAUAUUUAAAAAGGGUUAAAUAUUUGAAAGUGUCUCAAGGAGGCUCUGGUCCACUUUGGAAGAUGUUUGCCCUUCAGGCAACCAGAAGAUGGUUUACUACUCAAUGCUGUGGUGUGCAUUUUCACAUUCUUAGCUUGGCAGUAUAUUUUCCUUUCACGAGUUUGCCUAGUGUCCUAAUUUACACAAUAUGACAACUGUACUUCAGCUAUUGUUUGCCUGCACUUAUAUGUUGUAAUAUGCACAGUGAUUACAAAAUCUAAAACAAAAGUAGGAAAGUUAAUUCGGAUGAGUGUGAUUUUGUUGAUUGAAUGUGAAUUUUCAAAUAGGAGUCUUUUCCUGCGAUUCUUUUGUACAUUUUAGAAGUGCAAACACUAAGUGAAUAAGAGCUUUGGGUAAUAAUUAUAAGACUAUAAGAGGUUUAGCUAGACUACAAAAACAAUAUUGUGUUGUAAAGUUGCAUUGCUAUUUUAUAUUAAAAUGUAAUAAUCAGCAUCAUGAACAAUAAGCUCUUAGUGUUUUAUUUAUCUGAUAAAAUUUAAAUAAAAGCAGUGUUAGUGAGAGGUGCAAAGAGUUAUUCUAACAUAGACACUUGAAAGUAUCUGUAAGCAAUAUUCAUAGGUAAGACUUUUAGGGUGUGUACACAUAUACAUUUGCGAUUGUAUGAGAACAGACAAUCCAUACGAUAUGUUGUACAUUUUAUGGAAAUGUAAAAGAAUCCCACAUGUUAUUUUAUAGAAAUAGAGUACUUUAGAAGCAUCACAAGUAUUAAGCUGGUUUUAGCAAGGAUUAUGAUCGAUACAAUUAUUUUUACUACGAUAAUUAUUUUUCUUCUAUGGAACUCAGAAUCCUGGCUACAUUUGAAAACAGGAACAUGUUGAGCCUCAUUUUCCUGGUGUGUGUGAAAUAUUUCCUCGGAAUACAUUAGGCACUUUUUAGAGGCAAUGUUAAAUCAUUCAGGUCAUAUUUUCUGCCCUGCAGUAGAACUUUACAGAAUGAUAUUGGGACCUGAGAGAUUUAAUGUGAUUAAUAGUGCCUGAAUUACACACACCCUGAGAACUAGCUUUGUAUUUCUUAUGACUUUGCAUAAGAACUGUUCAUAUUUGGAUCUUGGGCACCUUACAGAUAAAACUUUUUAUGGCAUUUCUUCUGUGGACAACGAUUGAUCUUUUCACAAUGUAUGUAGACUCUAGAAUUUUGUACAUAUGUUUGCUCUUUUUUUGUACAGACUAUUUAGUUGUUGAGAAAACAAGGGAAUUUCCUAAUUUGGUCUUUAUCCUUCGCUUAAACUAAGCUAAAGGUUAUCCUUUACAUAUCCCACAGAUCUUAAGCACGCAUUGAUAGUGUGAUUCUGUAAGAUAGCAUUUAUGCAGAGUUUAUGAACUUAAAAGAUCUUAGCAGCCAAACUGAAAUGUACAUAAAUAUCGAUUACAGAGGGAUUUCAUUGGGAAGAAGCUAAAGAAACAUCUUUGAGUAGCCUACCUAGAUUACUGUCAAGUUCACAACCAGCUUUAUAUUUGAAAGGCUUUCGGUUUGAAAUUAGGUCAACUGCAUGCAGCUUUGCUGAUAAAUGAAUAAUUAUCUUUGAUGCCAUUUAUGAGAAAAGACUUCAAUAUCUGUUGCCUGUCAUAUUUAAGAAAAAAUGGCUGUUUCUACUCUGUAUCUGAUUUUAAAAGGAAAAAUAUUCAUACCUGGCUUUCAGGUAAUUGACUUUGAAUUCUUACAAGCAAAGGUCAUUGUGUUUUUUUCUUGAAUAGAGAUCUAAUAAAUUUUGCUUGGA